AUGGCUCACGGAGACAUUGAGAAUGGCGCUUCGGCGGCCAGACCAGAGUACGAAGACGAAAAACUCGGAGAAUAUGGACAACUCGUUCGAUAUAUUUCAAAGUAUAAGGGAAGAGAAGAGGGAGAGAAGCUCGCUGCCGAAGAAGAAGAGGCUGCCAACGCUGGCAAGAAGAAGAAGGGCAAGAAGUCCAAGGGCAGUGAUGGAGCUGGUUUCGAGACCCCAGAUGACUGGCUCAACACCGGUAUGCGACAAGGUCUCUCUGCCAGCGAGGUCGAGAACCGUCGUAAGAAGACCGGAUGGAACGAAUUGACCACUGAAAACGAGAGCUUGUUCUGGAAGUUCAUCGGUUUCUUCAAGGGUCCUGUCCUCUAUGUUAUGGAACUUGCUGUCCUCCUCGCCGCUGGUCUGCGUGAUUGGAUUGAUUUCGGUGUUAUUAUCGGUAUUCUCAUGCUUAACGCUGUCGUCGGUUGGUAUCAAGAAAAACAAGCUGCCGAUGUCGUUGCUAGUUUGAAGGGUGACAUUGCGUUGAAGGCUACUGUUGUUCGUGAUGGUGCUGAAGUUGAAAUCUUGGCUCGUGAAUUGGUUCCUGGUGACAUUAUCAUUAUCGAAGAUGGACAUGUCGUUCCCGCCGAUGCUAGAAUUAUUUGCGCCUAUGAUGACCCUAACGGAUACGAAACUUACCAACAAGAACUCCUCAACCAACGCAGCCACGAAAUGAGCGAAAAGGAAGAAGAUGAUGAUGAUGAUGCACACGGAGGAAAGCACGGUUCCGGCUAUGCUCUUCUCGCUAUCGAUCAAUCUGCCAUGACUGGUGAAUCUUUGGCUGUCGACAAGUACGUCGCUGAUGUUAUCUACUACACUACUGGUUGCAAGCGUGGAAAGGCCUAUGCCGUUGUCACCCACGGUGCUCGCAUGUCCUUCGUCGGUCGUACUGCUUCCCUCGUUACUGGUGCUCAAGAUCAAGGUCAUUUCAAGGCUAUCAUGAACUCCAUCGGUACGUCUUUGUUGGUUUUGGUCGUCGGCUGGAUCUUGAUCUCCUGGAUUGGUGGUUUCUUCCGUCACUUGCACCUCGCUACCCCAGAACACUCUUCCGUCAACUUGCUCCAUUACGCUCUUAUCCUCUUGAUUGUCGGUGUUCCCGUCGGUCUCCCAGUCGUCACCACCACCACUCUCGCUGUCGGUGCCGCAUACCUCGCUGAGGAGAAGGCUAUUGUUCAAAAGCUUACUGCUAUUGAGUCCCUUGCUGGUGUUGAUGUUCUCUGCUCUGACAAGACUGGUACUCUCACUGCCAAUCAAUUGUCCAUUCGUGAACCAUUCGUCGCUGAGGGUGUCGAUGUUAACUGGAUGAUGGCUGUCGCUGCUCUUGCUUCUUCCCACAACGUCAAGUCUUUGGAUCCUAUCGACAAAGUUACCAUUCUUACCUUGAAGCGUUACCCAGCUGCCCGUAAGAUCCUUGAACAAGGAUGGAGAACUGAGAACUUUGCUCCUUUCGACCCUGUCUCCAAGCGUAUUACUGCUAUCGUCGUCAAGGAUGGUGUUACCUGGACUUGUGCCAAGGGUGCCCCAAGUGCUAUCUUGAGAAUGUCUGAAUGUUCCGCUGAGGUUGCCGCUAUGUACAAGGCCAAGACUUUGGAAUUCGCUCGUCGUGGUUUCCGUUCUCUCGGUGUUGCUGUUAAGGAAGGUAACGGACCAUGGCAAUUACUUGGUAUGCUUCCUAUGUUCGACCCUCCCCGUGAGGAUACUGCUGCCACCAUCGCCGAAGCUCAAGUUCUUGGUCUCUCCGUUAAGAUGUUGACUGGUGACGCUAUCGCUAUUGCCAAGGAAACUUGCAAGAUGUUGGCUCUCGGUACCAAGGUUUACAACUCUGACAAACUUAUCCACGGUGGUCUUACUGGUACUACCCAACACGAUUUGGUUGAGCGUGCCGAUGGUUUCGCUGAAGUCUUCCCUGAGCACAAGUACCAAGUCGUCGAGAUGUUGCAACAACGUGGACAUUUGACUGCUAUGACUGGUGAUGGUGUUAACGACGCUCCUUCCCUCAAGAAAUCUGACUGUGGUAUUGCUGUCGAGGGUGCUACUGAAGCCGCUCAAGCCGCCGCUGAUAUCGUUUUCCUCGCCCCUGGUCUUAACACUAUCGUCUCUGCCAUCAAGAUCGCUCGUCAAAUUUUCCAACGUAUGAAGGCUUAUAUUCAAUACCGUAUUGCUCUCUGUCUCCAUUUGGAAAUCUACUUGGUUACCUCCAUGGUUAUCAUCAACGAGACUAUCCGUGUUGAGCUCAUUGUUUUCCUCGCUCUCUUCGCCGAUUUGGCUACCAUCGCUGUCGCUUAUGACAAUGCUCACUUUGAACAACGCCCUGUCGAAUGGCAAUUGCCAAAGAUUUGGAUUAUCUCUGUCGUCCUCGGUAUCCUGCUCGCUCUCGGCACCUGGGUCAUGCGUGGUGCUCUCUUCGUACCAAAUGGUGGUUUCAUCGAGAACUUUGGAUCUAUCCAAGGUAUGCUCUUCUUGGAAGUCUCCCUCACUGAGAACUGGCUCAUCUUCGUCACCCGUGGUGGUAACACCUGGCCAUCGUGGCAAUUGGUUAUCGCUAUCUUCAUUGUCGAUGUCAUUGCUACUCUCUUCUGUGUCUUCGGUUGGUUGUGUGGCGGAGCUGGUGAGCCAUCUGACCCAGUUACCCGCAACGUUCUCCUUUCCGAGAACGGCCACACUUCUAUCGUCACUGUUGUCAUCGUUUGGGGUUACUCCAUCGGUGUUACCAUUGUCACUGCCAUUGUCUACUACUUGUUGAACCAAUGGUCUUGGUUGGACAACCUUGGACGUGCCAGACGCAGCCACGCUGAUACCCAAAUGGAGAACAUCAUCGCCCAUCUCUCCAAGGUUGCUCUUGAACACUCCCAAGUUGACGGCGUCCACCGUUACCACAUUGUUCAAAAGCAAGCUGAGGUUGAGGAUGAUGAUUAG
Molecule: messenger RNA, 2958 nt
Organism: Botrytis fragariae
Lineage: Eukaryota; Fungi; Ascomycota; Leotiomycetes; Helotiales; Sclerotiniaceae
Product: putative plasma membrane h+-atpase pma1 protein
Exons: 4
Coding region: 1-2958 (985 amino acids)
Biological process (GO): proton export across plasma membrane; regulation of intracellular pH
Cellular component (GO): plasma membrane
Molecular function (GO): P-type proton-exporting transporter activity; ATP binding; ATP hydrolysis activity
Source: RefSeq, a predicted model, not a curated record